UGGUACCCCAGAAUUAACCCUUCUCUCUCCUCCCCCAACAGGUUGGUUUUUGGAGGUGUCCCUGCUGAAGUGAAAGAGUUCUCCCAUGUGACACCCUGAGGUGCCUUUGAGGAAAGCUCUCUGGACCUACUCAUGGGCUGAUGGAGAAGUGGGCUCCCCACACCCUCUCUGUCCCCAGCUGAGAUUAUGGUGGAUUUGGGAUACAGCCCAGGCCUGGGCCUCCUGCUGCUGACCCAGCCCCAGAGGCGUUAGCAAGAGCCCUGCGCCGUCCACCCCCCCCCCCCCCCAGAGACCACCCCUCCUACCAGGGGCCUGGAGCUGGCGAGUGACUAUGCGGCUUGGGCUGUGUGUGGUGGCCCUGGUUCUGAGCUGGAUGCACCUCGCCACCGCCGCCGGCAGCCGGGGGAUCAAGGGGAAGAGGCAGAGGCGGAUCAGCACCGAGGGGAGCCAAGCCUGUGCCAAAGGCUGUGAGCUCUGUUCGGAGGUCAACGGCUGUCUUAAGUGCUCGCCCAAGCUGUUCAUCCUGCUGGAGAGGAACGACAUCCGCCAGGUGGGCGUCUGCUUGCCAUCCUGCCCACCUGGAUACUUCGAUGCCCGCAACCCCGACAUGAACAAGUGCAUCAAAUGCAAGAUCGAGCACUGUGAGGCCUGCUUCAGCCACAACUUCUGCACCAAGUGCAAGGAGAACUUGUAUCUGCACAAGGGCCGCUGCUAUCCCGCCUGUCCCGAGGGCUCGGUGGCCGCCAACGGCACCAUGGAGUGCAGCAGCCCUGCACAAUGUGAAAUGAGCGAGUGGUCUCUGUGGGGGCCAUGCUCCAAGAAGAAGAAGCUCUGUGGCUUCCGGAGGGGCUUGGAGGAGCGGACACGGAGGGUGCUCCAGGCCCCUGGUGGGGACCACACCGUCUGCUCCGACACCAAGGAGACCCGGAGGUGCACUGUGCGGAGGACACCCUGCUCGGAGGGGCAGAAGAGGAGGAAGGGCGGCCAGGGCCGGCGGGAGAAUGCCAACAGGAACCCGGGCCGGAAGGAGAGCAAGGAGGCGGGCGCUGGCGCUCGGAGACGCAAGGGCCAACAACAGCAGCAGCAAGGGACAGUGGGGCCGGUCACCUCUGCGGGGACAACCUAGGGACACUGUUCAGCCUCCAGGCCCAUGCAGCAAGAGUCCAGCGCCGCUCUGUGUGAUGAGAGCUUUACUGAACUCGAGCACUGGAGGCAGCGCGUCCACACACUCUCCAUACAUACAGGAACACACAGAUACAUGCACACAGACCCUGUAUCCAAAUAUGUAACCGACAUACAUACAAAUAUGUGUGUGUAUGCAUGUGCACAUGCGUACACACACACACACACACACACACACACACACACAAUAGAGGCUACUGGAAGAUCCUUCUAGCCCUCAGACAACACUGUGUGAGCAGGGCGGGGAGGUGGAGGGGUCAUCGCUGCCCAGCAGAGGGCCCAGAGGCAUAUGCUUGGUUUGUGAUUCUCCCAGUGGACGGACGCCUCAGAGACAACAUUUUCCAGCAUCCAAGCCCAAACUUGGCAGAGUGGAGCCUUCUGGAGGAGCUGAUAGGACCAGCCUGGUGUGGCAGACAGGAGCCAAAGCUUUAGACUGUUCCGCAUCUCCAGCUGUGUGACUUUAUCCUUGGAGAGUUUUGUUACACAUCCAUGAUCCGUAUAAGGGCUGCCCUGACUCUGAAAACUGC
This is a messenger RNA of Camelus dromedarius (Arabian camel), 1709 nucleotides long. RefSeq names its product R-spondin 1 (gene RSPO1). The transcript has 5 exons. Bases 332 to 1126 code for a protein of 264 amino acids. Lineage: Eukaryota; Metazoa; Chordata; Mammalia; Artiodactyla; Camelidae. The record is from RefSeq and is a predicted model, not a curated record.